GCUUGUGCGCGCAGAGCAUUGCGGCUCGGAGCGGCGCCAUUUUGGGAGCGAGGCGAGCGGGGCAGUUUGGAUUACAGAGGGAGUCCUGGAUGUUUGCAGCCUUUUGCUUCAGCUGCUAGGGAGAAAAAAAAGGUGGAAACGUACCUGCAGCAGCUGCUUCUCGUGAAAGGGGAGAAAUAUCGGACACUGUUUUGGGAUUACUUGUCCAGGUGCUUCCUCCUGAAACAAACAGUAGGCAUCUGAGAAGUGAAUUGGAAGUUUGAAGUCGUGAGCUUUUUCUUUUUAGCACUGCCGAGCACCUCACCCUUAGAUGCUUUUGUCCACAUGGCAUGGAUACAUGGCUAAAUUUAUCAAAUUCUGAAUACUUUGGCUGUCAAAAUAAAGUGCUUUCUUGCUUUUAGAUACUUUUUUCUUCUAGGCAACAUUCUGUCUGAGUCAUAGGCAUAAGCAGUUUUGUUAACUGGCUCCAGGUUAAAUGCAGCCUGAGUCACUGUGUAGACAUUGCUGAAAAGUUUCAUGGCAGAUAUUUUUCCCCUUAUCUUAUUUUUUAGAUUUUUUGACAUAGCCUUCUGUCAUUUUGCAGUGAGACCUAUUUUCUAAAUGAAGAAUCUAAUAGAUGGGUUUUUAUCAUUUUUUCUUUUGUAUUUUAUUUAAUAUUUUUGUUGAAAAAUGUUGUUCCCAAUAAGCAGUAUGGAGGUAUCCAGAUAGCUGUUGUUUACAAAUGCCUCUGUUACCCGAAGCUAGCAGAUGUUCCACAGUUCAGAUGUGAAAUUUGGAUUUUCAGCUUCACAGUUUGUGCUGUAAAAAGUGUAUUUAUUUCACCUGGAGCUGAUGCUUCUUAUAGUGAUAUGUACAUGGAAUAGACAAGAGAAGAAGCUGUCAGAGACAAAAAAAGCUUUUUAAGACAGAGAGUUGGCAAAUUUUGGAGAUAGCCUUGUGGAAUCUGUAAGCAAGAAGGAUGGGUGGCUGAUUUCUGUGAGGUCAAAUCUACGUCAAAGAGCAACGAAUGUAGUAUCAACGAGAACUGGGGAUAUUAUCUCAAGGAAAACAAACUGGAAAAAUAUAAAUCACACAGUACCUAACACCUUGCAUAGUCCUCUUGGAUUAGGUUUGCAUUCAACUGAAUUGCUACUGCCUCAAAGAAAAUUAAGAUGGACAGAAGAACUUAAUUCAAAAGGACUUGCCAUGAGGUGUUGAAGCCUUGUUUCAUUGAUUCGGAGCCUGGACCUAAAUGGCGCAGCAUGACUUUGCUCCAGCCUGGCUUAAUUUUCCUACUCCACCAUCAUCAACAAAGUCAUCACUGAACUUUGAGAAACAUUCGGAAAAUUUUCCGUGGACUGAGAAUCGUUAUGAAGCAAAUCGCAGAAGACACAACUCUUCAGAUGGGUUUGAUCCUAACAUUGGACGGCCUAAUGGAGGGCAUUUUGGGUGGAAAGAGAAGAAUGGUUGGCGUUCACAAGGCAGAAAUGGUACAGAAAAUAUAUACCAUCGUGGGGGAUACCAUGGUGGAGGUUCCCGCGCUCGUACCAGCACUUUCCACUGUGGAAAAGGCCAAGGACUGCAUGAAAACAGUGUACCUGAUAAUGAAAUUGGGAAAAAGGAAGACAAAGAAGUACCCAAACAGUUUGAGGCUGAGGAUUUUCCAUCUUUGAACCCUGAAUGUGAGAGGGAGCCAAACCAGAAUAAAUCUUUAGCUGCAGGUGUGUGGGAGUAUCCUUUAAAUCCUAAAUCUAGAUCUCCGAGAAUGCUGGUCAUUAAAAAGGGCAGUACAAAAGAAUUACAGAUAUCUGGAUUCCCAGUAGGAGGAAGUCUUCAUUCACAACCAGUAAGAAAUGGAACUGGCACAAGUGUUUAUAAAGGAUUAGUCCCUAAACCUGUCACUCCACCUGCAAAGCCUACACAGUGGAAAAGCCAAGCAAAAGAAAAUAAACUUGGGAAUCCAUUUCCUCAUGAAUCUGCAUAUGGUGUUGGCAAUUUCAGUCCUUUCAAAUCAACUGCCAAGGCAUUUGCUGUAUCACAGAAUCCAGUGAAAGAGUGUAAUCGGUCAAAUUCUUCAUCCCCUGUUGACAAAGUUGGUCAGCCUCGUUUAACAAAAUUGACAAGAAUGCGGACUGAUAAGAAGAGUGAAUUUUUGAAAGCACUGAAACAAGAUAGAGUGGAAGAGGAACAUGAAGACAAGAAUUGUGCUGGGCAAGAGAAGAAUGAUGAGUCCUUUAACUUGCAUAAUAGCAACAGUCCUCAUCAUGAGAGAGAUAUAAACCGAAACUUUGAAAAUGAAAAUCUGCAGGAGAAUGGCAAUGCUUCAGUUACAUCUCAACAGAUUGUUCAGUCUUCAGCUUUCCCUCAGGCAGAUGUUCUUUCAAGCUCACUUGAGGCAGAGCAUAGGUUGUUAAAGGAGAUGGGCUGGCAGGAAUACAGUGAAAAUGAUGAAACAUGUGCUCCACUAACAGAGGAUGAGAUGAGGGAGUUCCAAGUCAUUAGUGAACAGUUACAAAAAAAUGGCCUUCGGAAAAACGGCAUUUUGAAAAAUGGCCUCGUCUAUAAUUUUAAAUUUAGUCCUUGGAAAAACAGCACUUUCAAACCUGCUCUGGAGAAUGAGGAUUCUGAGACGAGCAGCAGUGAUACAUCAGAUGAUGAUGAUGUGUGAAGACUUCUGUAACAUCUGUAGAAGCCUGUUUUGAUCUCAUGAGAAUUUGGGGAUGUGUUGUCCAAAAAAAAUUUUCUAAUUUAUGUAGUAACAUACCCACUAGAGAAAGAAUGAUGACACUUUUCUCUGAAGAAAGCAAGGAAUGUUGUGCUGGACGUGUUGAACCUUGCUAUAAUUUCUUUGUAAACGAAUGUUGUAGAAUGAGGACUUGGGUUGACCCGGCAUUGACUUUCUUCAUCACUGAAGCAUUUCUGACUAGCAAUGUGACAAUGUAACAAAUCAGACUUUCUCGUUUAAUAAUAAAAAAAAGGAAUUGUGUAAUGUCUUGCAAAGCUUCUGUCUUAAAAUGUCCAAGUCUAUAAGGAAAGAAAGGGCAGCUUGACACAGUGUUUUGCUUGCCACAUCAUUUCUUUCUUACAAUGGAAAUACUUGACUCCACUUUGUAUGCAAAAAGAGCAAUGUAGCAUGUUGGCUAAAAUGAGCAAAGUGCACUAAAACUCUUUUCCUUAAUUGAGCUGUUGUAGUGUUCUACUUCUUCCACAACCAACUGCUCUUUAGCCAUUUGUAGUGUAGUUGUCGUUAUUAACGGCAAAAGACCCUGACGUUACAGUUCCAAAUUUCUAGAACUAACCUUUAAAUGGAAAGCUUCAUGGGGUAUUGCAGGGCCCCGUAUUCUCACAGUGAACACAUUUCUUGUGGGAAAAUAAGCACUUUGAUUUUACUAUUCACAUGCAAAAAAAUAAUUACAGACUGGAUUUGUCCACUACAUAGAAAAUAAACUGAUUUACAGAGUAUUGUCUCAG
Molecule: messenger RNA, 3450 nt
Organism: Grus americana (Whooping crane)
Lineage: Eukaryota; Metazoa; Chordata; Aves; Gruiformes; Gruidae
Gene: GPBP1
Product: GC-rich promoter binding protein 1
Exons: 13
Coding region: 1232-2647 (471 amino acids)
Biological process (GO): DNA-templated transcription; positive regulation of DNA-templated transcription
Cellular component (GO): nucleus
Molecular function (GO): DNA binding; RNA binding
Source: RefSeq, a predicted model, not a curated record